AUGGACGCUGAGACCCAGCACUCGCAAGACCAUGGCUUUGCGAGUUCUCAUUGGGAUGAUAUCGGAGCUUUCAAUUCUCCUCAUCAUCCUUUAGGUGAUUAUCAAGGGUUUCCAUUUGGCACCUCACAAAUUGUGCCUUUGGAGCCAGCGUAUAACAUGUCGCUAUCGCAGCCGUAUACACCGCAACCGCUGGGCCCUCUGACGAUGCCUCCAGCAUGGCCAGCCAUGUUGUCAACUCAACCGACUUACGGUCCAGUUCCAUUAGCACCAAUGCCUAUAUCGUCGCUCGUCCACUUGCAAAACGUGCAUACUCCUCACGUUCCGCAUUCACCUGCCCCACGACGAACGCUGACAGAUACGGACCGUCGCAAUAUGUGCAUGUACCAUGAAGAAAACCCCCAUGUGAAACAGACGGAGAUUGGAGCUAUGUUUGGUGUUGAGAGAAGUACUGUAUCGAAAGUGCUACGCCAGAAAGAGAAAUAUCUUUAUCCAGAAGAAGGCAGCACGUCUCCUACUAAAAGGUCUAAGGUCAAAUUCCCCGACAUCGAGAAGGCUUUGUCUAACUGGGCCCGAAACCAUCAACGUCAAGGCAGGGAUCUGAGCGACGCUAUGAUCAAGGAAAAAGCGUUGUUCUUUGCAAAUAGUGUUGGUAAUGGCGAUGGACACCAAAAGCUUUUGAACUCAGCUUGGCUGGAGAAAUUCAAGAAAAAAAAUGGCUUGUUUGUAACACAAACACGCAAGAACUCCAUCGAUACGGGAAAUACUUCUGAAACUACUUCUACUGUUAACUCUGGGACGCAAACUCCCUGUAGUCGCUCUCCCCUGUCCCCUUCCAUUCCUACGAGCCCUUCACCCAUCUCCCCUAAAAAAGAAUUCGAUGUAUUCAGGAAAGGGAGCAUCGAUUGCAUAACAACGCAGAGAACCGAAGAUUUCUCACACGUGUUCUCGCCCACCACUUCCCCUCUUGAAACCAUUGCCAUGUCGAAUCAUAUAAGCUCCGCUUUCAUAUCAGAGAAGGAUUCCACUGGACACCAGCCGAAGAAGCAGAGAAGCCAAACACUAGAAAUACCAUCUUUAGAGCAGAAAUUUAUUUCCGAUGAAUCAGCGGACCCUGGCCGCCCACAAGUCCUGCAGCCCUCUGUCAUCGAAGACACCGCGAAUGGAAUUACUGAUGAGACAGUCAUCACGAACGGGCGUCCUCGACCAGAGAUCAACACUGAAUCCAUACAAUCGCCCAUAUUCUCCCAAUCUAAUCCUAUAUCCCCUAUCAGUUCACCCAGCUCCCCAACGCAGGACGAAGCACGGCAAGCACUUGAGCUAGUGAAAAGCUAUUUCCGCAACCGACCAUCUGGUGUUGAAACACAAGAUCUUGCGAUGAUCAACAAACUCAUCUGUACACUUGAUCUUGUCCACACCCGAAAUCCUACGCUGGACCCUAUUGAUGAACAUACCGACUUCCCACGGAUGACAAAGAAAAGGAGCAUUCAUGCCUUGUGA
Ophidiomyces ophidiicola is the source of this 1497-nucleotide messenger RNA. RefSeq lists its product as uncharacterized. The coding region runs from base 1 to 1497 and encodes 498 amino acids. Gene Ontology annotation, molecular function: DNA binding. The record is from RefSeq and is a predicted model, not a curated record. Gene Ontology annotation, cellular component: nucleus. NCBI's taxonomy places the organism in Eukaryota, Fungi, Ascomycota, Eurotiomycetes, Onygenales, Onygenaceae. The transcript has 3 exons.